Molecule: messenger RNA, 1946 nt
Organism: Cucumis melo (muskmelon)
Lineage: Eukaryota; Viridiplantae; Streptophyta; Magnoliopsida; Cucurbitales; Cucurbitaceae
Product: zinc-finger homeodomain protein 9-like
Exons: 1
Coding region: 892-1788 (298 amino acids)
Biological process (GO): regulation of developmental process; regulation of DNA-templated transcription
Cellular component (GO): nucleus
Molecular function (GO): DNA-binding transcription factor activity; transcription cis-regulatory region binding
Source: RefSeq, a predicted model, not a curated record
AAGUUGACAAAUUUUUAUUUUGUAAAGAAAUGGUUUUUACACUCAAAACACAAAACAACAGUCAAAUUAUGGGAGACCAAAAUUCAGUGAGUCAACUCGGUCCUUAUUCCCCCGAGUCUUAAAUUCCCAUAACCCGCUCAAUUAUUUCUCUCUUCCACCCCCUCCCUUUUCUUUUCUCUUUUUUUAUUUUUUUAUUUUAUUUUAUUUUAUUUUUAACCUAUGAAACUAAUAAUCAAAAUAAAAAUCCCACUCUUUUAAAAAUAUUUUUUUAGUUUUAUAUUUUAUUUAAACAUAAACAUACACAAAGAUGUAACCCUAAAUGGACCCCACCUUUCUCAAACUUAACCAUAGUUAAAGUUCAAAAAACAUAAAAGAAAAUUAAAACUUAACUUGGGUUUACAAGCACCACCCACCACAAUACCCAACCCCUCAUUUUAUUUUCUUUUCCCUUUCAAAUUUUUCAAAUUUUUAUUUAUCUUUUCCUUCUAAAAUUAACAUUAUUAUUAUUAUUAUUAUUAUUAUUAUUAUUAUUAUUAUCAACAGUCAUCACUGCUCAUCAUCAUCUCCUUUUUUCCUCUUCUUCUUCAUCUUUCUUCUUCUUUUUCUGUCUCUCCUUUUUCUGGUUUCUCAAUUUUCAAACCCUUCUCUUCUCUAAUUUCCUUUUUCCUACCCAAUUUUCUCCAGAAACAAACGCAAUUUCACUUGGGGUUUUCAACUUAUACCAAUUUUCAUUUUCAUUUUCAAUUCUUUUUUGUAAAGGGUUUUUAGUGAGACCCUUUUAAGAGGUUGUUUUUUUCUCUGUUUUUGAUUUUGUUUAUUUUUAUUCUAUUUUUAUUCUAUUUUUUUCUUUUGUUUUUAACUUUUUUUUUAGUUACCCUAAAUGUUUGAGCUAUGGACUUGACUCCUGCAAUUUCCACCGCCGCCCCCACCAUUUCCACCGGUGGAGGAGCUGUGAAAUCCCCUGAAUUAGACUCCGAAACACCCAUCAAAAUCCAGCCCACCACCAAAUCUCUCCCCUUCACCAACGGCGUCCUCAAGCGCCACCACCACAUCGCGCCGCCGCCUCCUCAGGUGGUUUACAAAGAAUGCCUCAAAAAUCACGCCGCCAGUUUAGGCGGCCACGCUCUAGACGGCUGCGGAGAGUUCAUGCCAUCCCCAACCGCCACCGCCACGGAUCCCACCUCCCUCAAAUGCGCCGCUUGCGGCUGCCACCGGAAUUUCCACCGUCGUGAACCGGAUGACCCAAUCGCUACUCCGACGACAACCCAUGUCAUUGAGUACCAACCACAUCACCGUCACCACCCUCCGCCUCCGCCUACGGCGGCGGCGGCCCACCGGAGUCCGAGUUCCGCAUCUCCUCCGCCGAUCUCCUCCUCGUACUACCCUUCCGCACCCCACAUGCUUCUAGCCCUCUCCGGUGUGCUGCCGGAGAACGCUGGGAGCGGCGGUGGAUUCCACCACUCGAUUAUGACUCCGAGCCCCAAUUCGAGAAAGCGAUUCAGAACGAAAUUCACUCAAAAUCAGAAGGAGAGAAUGUACGAAUUUGCGGAGAAAGUAGGAUGGAAGAUUCAGAAGCGAGACGAGGAUAUGAUUCAAGAAUUCUGCAGCGACGUCGGAGUUGACAGAGGGGUUCUCAAAGUUUGGAUGCAUAACAACAAAAACACCCUCGGGAAAAAAGACGGCAGCCGGAAUAUGAACGGUAGCGGUGGCGAAGGAGACGGCGACGAUAAAAUUAACGGCGGUGGCGAACCACACGCCACCGCAAAUGGGUCGUCUUCAUCCUCUUGAUCUGAAUAAAUUGUUCGAUGCGAUGUUAGAGAGAAAAUCAGAGAUAGAAGAGUAAGCUCUUUUUUAAUUUUAUUUUCUUUUAUUUUUUGCUCUCUCUUCUUGAAAUUUUAAGUUCAUUUUCUAAUUACAUUUCAAUAUCUAAAUUUCCCACUCCAAAA